AUGUCUAUUGGACUGCAGAUGCUUGCCAUGACCUUGGGUACUCUGGGCUGGUUGGGUGCCGUAGUGUCCUGUGCCUUGCCCCUAUGGCGUGUGACUGCUUUCAUUGGGAAUAACAUAGUGACAGCACAGAUCAUGUGGGAAGGCCUGUGGAUGAGCUGUGUCGUGCAAAGCACAGGUCAAAUGCAGUGUAAAGUCUACGACUCCAUGUUGGCUUUACCACGUGAUCUUCAGGCUUCUCGAGCUGUCUCGAUCAUUGCUCUCCUGGUUGCUGUAGUUGCCAUUUUUGCCAGCAUUGCUGGUGGGAAGUGCACCAAUUGCCUGGCUGAAGGUUCUGCCAAGACCCGGGUUGCCAUAGCAGCAGGUGUCAUGUUCCUGGUAGCUGGGAUUCUUGGAUUGAUCCCACCAAGCUGGACUGCCCAUAGGGUCAUAGGAGACUUCUACAACCCACUGGUGCCUCAAUCUCAAAAACGGGAGCUGGGUGCGGCUGUCUUCAUCGGCUGGGGAGCUGCUAGUCUCAUGGUCAUCGGAGGAGGGCUCCUCUGUAGCUCAUGCCCCAGUGGAAGAGGGGGGAAUGCACACCAAUACAAACCAGCAUCACAAACCAGUCGAGAACGCACUGCUUACGUCUGA
This is a messenger RNA of Chanos chanos (milkfish), 630 nucleotides long. It is a transcript of the gene cldng, whose product is annotated as claudin g. Gene Ontology annotation, molecular function: structural molecule activity. NCBI's taxonomy places the organism in Eukaryota, Metazoa, Chordata, Actinopteri, Gonorynchiformes, Chanidae. The record is from RefSeq and is a predicted model, not a curated record. Gene Ontology annotation, cellular component: membrane; bicellular tight junction. Bases 1 to 630 code for a protein of 209 amino acids. The transcript has a single exon.